This is a messenger RNA of Caenorhabditis sp. 36 PRJEB53466, 3190 nucleotides long. The record is from the annotation of a GenBank genome assembly. NCBI's taxonomy places the organism in Eukaryota, Metazoa, Nematoda, Chromadorea, Rhabditida, Rhabditidae.
AUGGCUGAGCAACUGGCCCUCGAGGACAUCACAAACUGUCCGAUCCACAAUAUCGACGACGACAACAACGUGUUCUCCUCGUCCGCGCAACGUCCCUCACGCACCGAACACCGCCUCCGGAUGCUUGCGAAGGUAAGUGAGAGCCGGAGAAGACCAAGAAGAAGAAGAAGAAGAAGAAGAAGAAGUGCUCUCACUCCAUAACUCGAUUACGUUUGCCUCCAAUUUCCGAAACUCCCUUCUCUUUUUUUGCGAAAAUUUGCGGAUAAUUCGUUCGAUUUCUGAUCUUUUAACGGUGAGAGCGCGGGGAAAAGUUAGGCCAUCGCUUUGUUUUCGUUCGAAAUUCGUUGUUUUUUGCGAGUGAAAAGUGAAACCAUUAGAAAUGUGUGUUUUCCCCACCGCCCCACCGAAAAAAACAAUUCAAUUUCGGCGCUCAUCUUCUCCAAUGUCACCUGUCUUUGUCUUCGGUGCUCUCCGAGCUUUCGAGUGAUAAAAGUGGCGACCACAAACGAGCUCGGCUCCUCACUCUGGGGAAUAAUAUCAUGUGACGAGGAGAAAGCGAAAGAGAGAGAGAGAGAGAGAGAGCUUUUUAGUGUCAUUCAGAGAAACACUUUAUGUCACAACUUGUCCCCCAUUGCCUUUCUUUGGUGGCCUAGUCCGGUAAAAAGUUAGACGACAGUUAGAACAGGAACUACAGUAAUCUAUUUCCCAUUCUCUUUUUUCUAGCGCCUGCGAUGUUUUUAAUGUACGUGAGCCAGAAGCAAUUGCACUUUUCAGAAAUUCCAAUCAUAAAAAAGCAGAUAAAAUGAGCCAUAACUUCCCAUUCUUCUCCUGCUUUCUCUUCCCAUCUCAUUUCACUUCCUCUUCCUCUUUCUCUUCCCCUUUUCACCGAAACCCAUCCGUGAAUAUUCCCUUCCGAAAGGUAAAGUUUGACCAGUGCUCCGUGCUCAAUGAGCCCUCCUUCACCCAUCCUGACCAUCGCAUUUUUCGAGCCGCUGAGCAAUUAUAUUAUGCUGCUCAUCGUGAGAGAGAGAGUGUGUGUGUAAUAUUGUGAAUGUACGAGUUCGAUGAGCACAAAACUUUUUUACUUCUUUUUUUUCGGGAAAUGCCGAGCACUUUGACAUCAUCUUUCUCUCUGUGAGUUAAGUGGCCUGUUUGGCGCUUUCGCCUUCUUUCUUUUCAAUUGUUGCUAUUGUUGUUGUGAGCGUUGACCUUCGGUUUACUACAGUAAUCUUAGAGUCUCUAACGUUGUAACAAUUAUCGAAAAGUACAGUAGUCCUCUCGCUACAGCAUUUGGUUACCGUACCGUCCAAAAAUGUACGCAAUAUCUUAGCGGACAGUUUGUUAGUUGACGACUUUUUGAUAGCUCUAGCGGCAGCUGAAAUCUAUCGUCUAGAAUAGACAAUAUCAGCGCUUGUCUGUUAGAAAUUUACGAAAAAUCGCACACUUUCGAAACUACCGUAAUCUAUCCGCGGCCCGCCCACACACCUAAUUGCGCCCUCGUCGCCCACAUUCUCGCCAUUUCGUUGUGCCGCCAAAAGGCGUGCACCCUGGGCAAUUUCCGGAGAACAUUCGAAGCACUCUCCUCCGCACUCGCACUCUCUUCCCCUUCUUCUUCUUCUUCUUCAUCUCGUACAAGUCUCUUCCGCAUCGCCGCGACAAAUUGUCCUCUGCCGGUGUUGAAGGGCGGCACGAGGGCAAAGAAGGAGAAGAAGAAGCCACUUCAUUUCUGGCUUCAAGUGUCUCUCGUGUUGUGCGCGUUUCAAAGGUAGGAGUUCUGUGGAUGUCUGGACUGACAAGGUUACGGUGGCGUCGAAGAAAAAUGAAAAGUUGAUGUCCUUUAGAUCUCUGAAUUCCUAAAAAGUUGUUCAGCGCAAAAUUGGCAAUAACUUCUUAGUUGAACAUUAUUCUGCGAUGAUUUAGAUUUAUGAUGUUCGUAAAAAUCCCGCCUAAAAGCCUUCUUUUCCAUAGAAACAUCCUCUCGCCCUCAAAUCCCAUUCUCUUCUCAUCAAAAGCCUACGAAACGUGCUGACGUUUCCAUAGAAGUGUCACCUGCAGAGUUGCUCUUCUUCUCCUUCUUCUUCUUUCUCCUUCUACUCCCCAGACACUCUCUCCCUACACUUCAUUUCCAAUUUGCAGAACUUCAAGGACAUCCGCUCCUCCUCGAUGGCCUCUUCGAGCUCUUCGGCGGUGCGUCCGUUCGGCACCGCGCGGCUCACACCGGGAAGAGCCACCGGAAGACAUCAGCAUCAGCAGCAGCAGCAGCAGCAGCAGCAGAUCAACGCGCCGGAGCCGAUGAUUGCAAUCGCGCUCUCCGAUAUGGAGUAUCUGAUGCGAUCGGCGAGAUCCAGCAGAAGUUCGGGCAGGUGAGCAUAUGAUUCUCCACCGGAAACCUUCUCGAGGGGACCACAGCUCGCUGCAAUUUUGAGUGUGCGCGUGUGGAAAUUGUCGGCGACACAAACUAAAUUGGUUUUCUUUCUCCUCCUUUUCAUUCCCCAGUCGUCUGCUAUUUCGGGCAGCAUCGAAAUGAUGAGUGUGUAUAACGUGCGACCGAAUUGCGCUAUUCCGAGCUUCCGAGUCGAUCGGCCGAGUUCCGCACGGCUAACGGACAGGUAUUCAAAAAGACCAAAGCAUGUUUCUGAACUGUUCCGAGUCUUCCUCUUCUUUUCAGAUCGGAGCGUCAGCCGGGAUGCACUUGCUGUUGCCACGUGGCCGCCGGCGUCACAGUCAUUCCACGUGUCGCGCGCUUCUCCACCGAAGGCGGACUCUCCACGCACACUCUCAUGAACCAUUCGGACAGUGAGUCUGGAGCAGAACCCUCUAGAAUUCAGUGAACCGUUUGCAGACAGAAUAGCAGUGAAGAUCACGUGCAGUGACAACAAUAUGUACCGAGUGACGCCCGUCUACGCAACCGUCGAGCCGGGACAGAGCCUUCCACUUCACGUGAGUUUCCCUGCAACUGCCCUCCACUCAAUCUACCUGUGCUUCUUUGCAGAUUGCUCGAAUCACAAGCGACCUGAUCAAACGGGAUCGUCUUUGUGUGAAUAUACUCGAGGCCGAUGGCAACAAAGAAGCGCGGGAGGUCUUCAAGAAGAACACUUCGAACCGCGCGCCGGCGUCCAUCAACAUGGCCCUCGAGGCGGCGGACAAUCACAACAAUCACAACCACAACCACAAUCAUCAUCAAGAAUAA